CAGGCAAUGACCACUCUUGUUAGCCCAAGUUGAAGAAGGCUGGACGGUGCCUAGGAGCCGGGAGAGGCCGUGCGACUCGCCAGAACUGAAGCGUAAACAUGUAUGGAAAUUACCCCCACUUCAUGAAGUUUCCUGCGGGCUUUGGCGGCACACCGGGCCACACUGGUUCCACGUCCAUGAGUCCAUCAGCAGCCUUGUCCACAGGAAAGCCAAUGGAUGGCCACCCCAGCUACACAGACACCCCAGUAAGUGCCCCACGGACUCUGAGUGCGGUAGGAACUCCCCUCAAUGCCCUGGGCUCUCCAUACCGAGUCAUCACUUCAGCCAUGGGCCCACCCUCAGGAGCACUGGCAGCCUCACCAGGAAUCAAUUUGGUCGCCCCACCCAGCUCUCAGCUAAAUGUGGUCAACAGCGUCAGCAGUUCUGAGGACAUCAAGCCCUUACCCGGGCUUCCCGGGCUUGGAAACAUGAAUUACCCAUCUACCAGCCCUGGAUCUCUGGUGAAACACAUCUGCGCCAUCUGUGGAGACAGAUCCUCAGGAAAGCACUACGGGGUGUACAGCUGUGAGGGCUGCAAAGGGUUCUUCAAGAGGACCAUAAGGAAAGAUCUGAUCUACACUUGUCGGGAUAAUAAGGAUUGUCUCAUUGACAAGCGCCAGCGCAACCGCUGCCAGUACUGUCGCUAUCAGAAGUGCCUUGUCAUGGGCAUGAAGAGGGAAGCGGUGCAAGAAGAAAGACAGAGGAGCCGGGAGCGAGCUGAGAGUGAAGCAGAAUGUACCAGUGGUGGCCAUGAAGACAUGCCUGUGGAGAGGAUUCUAGAAGCUGAACUUGCAGUGGAACCAAAGACAGAAUCCUAUGGUGACAUGAACAUGGAGAACUCAACAAACGACCCUGUUACCAACAUAUGCCAUGCUGCUGAUAAGCAACUUUUCACCCUUGUUGAAUGGGCCAAGCGCAUUCCUCACUUUUCUGACCUCACCUUGGAGGACCAGGUUAUUCUGCUCCGGGCAGGAUGGAAUGAACUGCUGAUUGCCUCCUUCUCCCACCGCUCGGUCUCCGUGCAGGAUGGCAUCCUGCUGGCCACGGGUCUCCAUGUCCAUCGAAGCAGUGCUCACAGUGCUGGAGUGGGCUCUAUCUUUGACAGAGUUCUAACUGAACUGGUUUCCAAAAUGAAAGACAUGCAGAUGGAUAAGUCGGAGCUGGGCUGCCUGCGAGCCAUCGUGCUGUUUAACCCAGAUGCCAAGGGUCUAUCCAACCCUUCGGAAGUGGAGACACUGCGGGAGAAGGUUUAUGCCACCCUGGAGGCCUACACCAAGCAGAAGUAUCCAGAACAACCAGGCAGGUUCGCCAAGCUGCUGCUGCGCCUCCCAGCUCUGCGCUCCAUUGGUCUGAAAUGCCUGGAGCACCUCUUCUUCUUCAAGCUCAUUGGGGACACCCCCAUUGAUACUUUCCUCAUGGAGAUGCUGGAGACCCCGCUGCAGAUCACCUGAACCCCACUAGUCACAGCCUCCCAACUCGGGAUACCCCCCUCCCCAACAGAUGCGCGUUGAGCCCACCCUGCACAUCCCUUCACCUCCCGCUGACCUCUCCCUGUUCCUACAAUGUGAUGCUUGUAAUAAAGCCAACCUUUCUACACGUGAGACUUUUAUAGGUGGAGUUUUGUAUUGAUGGGAAAGGUCAUCCUUCUUUGCUAUCUUAAGGGGCUGAGGUCUUUCUGGAAGUUCUUGGGAAAAGUAACCAAGCCUCUGUACAUAUCACUGGGUUAAAUUAUUUUUUCACUUGUCAUGGGAAAGCAAACAAACCGAAAAUAAAAGAAUAAAUGUGAUAUUGGCAUCGUUUGGA
This is a messenger RNA of Perognathus longimembris pacificus (Pacific pocket mouse), 1842 nucleotides long. It is a transcript of the gene Rxrg, whose product is annotated as retinoid X receptor gamma. Bases 99 to 1490 code for a protein of 463 amino acids. Gene Ontology annotation, biological process: retinoic acid receptor signaling pathway; cell differentiation; response to retinoic acid. Gene Ontology annotation, cellular component: RNA polymerase II transcription regulator complex; nucleus. NCBI's taxonomy places the organism in Eukaryota, Metazoa, Chordata, Mammalia, Rodentia, Heteromyidae. The transcript has 10 exons. The record is from RefSeq and is a predicted model, not a curated record. Gene Ontology annotation, molecular function: nuclear steroid receptor activity; retinoic acid-responsive element binding; nuclear receptor activity.